UCCUGAUAACAGUAACAGUGAAACCGCCGCUACGAAAGCGGUGACGUACGAGACAGAGAUCCUCCGGUGCUCUCAGCCGUCGACGACGGCGUCUGGACGCGUGUUUUGUGGAUUAACGACGCGGCAUCGAGCAGAGCGAUUCAAAAAGAGAAAGUGGCAGGGCGACUUGUAUAUGCGAUGUUAUAAUGCCAAGACAAUGAUACUCCAGAACUGCCGUAGCACGAAUUAUAGCUGAAUCAAUAUCGUCAUCAACUGUGUUCAAUGAACUAGUUCUAACAAUCGUACCAUCAAUGUUUCUAUGGAUGUGGUUUCUUUCAAUAACACGAAUCAAGCACUGUUGUACAACAUAUACAUCGGUGAACUGCCGAUUGACAACAUAUCCGACAGUGAUGUCAAUAUUACGAAGACAAUCACCAGGCUGACGUCUCCAUUGGCCGUCACUAUAGCAGUGAUGCUGGUAUUCCUGUUCUCCCCUAUGAUAUUAGUCGGGAAUUCGUUGGUUCUUGUGGCCAUGUACAGGUUCAAGAGGCUAAGAACGCCGAGCAACUACUUGAUUAUGUCGCUGGCAACCUCAGACUUAGGAAUAGGUAUGUUCAUGCCAAUUGGAAUGUACCUGGAGCUUGGCGGUGCUUACAAUUCAUCGAACCUGAAGUGUUUAUUCAGCUACGGGGUUGCUAUCACCCUCUGCUGCGUUUCCGUUUUGGUGAUGGUAGCCAUAGCAGUAGAUAGAUUCACUUCACUGGCAAGGCCUUUGAGGUACAACAAUUUGAUAACGCACUCGGCAGUAGAGAGGUACAUUGCUGUGUUCUGGACCUAUUCCUCAUUGGUGGGAUUUUCGCCUCUGCUCUACACCCUCAUCAGUGGGACAAAAUACAGCCGCUCAGAGGAGUGCUCUUUCGGCGGCCUGGUAGCGAAGCCAGUUCAGCUAUUCAUGUUCUGUGCAGUGUACGGUCCCAGCGCGCUAGUCCUGCUGGUAUGCUACGGCUACAUAUAUUUCGUGGCUAGAGGUCAUGCAAGAGCGAUUUCUACAGAGAGGCACUCGAUCCCCAGGUCGCAGGAGAACGAGACUCCGACGGCUGUGCAUCCGAGAUACGGCCUUGCCCUUGCCAUAACCGCCGGCAUGUUCCUGGGACUCUGGCUCCCGUUUCAGAUUUGCAUGCUGAUCGACGUUUUCAUAGGGACCAACAUAUUAUCGGCUUGGAUAUCAGUUUAUCUAGCUCUUCCAAUUUUGGCUAGUAGCGCCUUCAAUCCUUGGAUUUAUGGUUAUAGAAAUUCUGAGCUGAGAACGGGAGUUCGAAGAGUUAUAGAUGAUCUACUCACCGCAUUCGGGUUCACCUACAGGAGUCAGCAGGUAUCAGAUCCGAUUGCUCUGAGUGCAGCUGCAACAGCGGGUGAUCAUGCAUCCUUCAUACAUUACACGCAAAGAGAGUGUGUUCAAUGGAAACCCAACGGAGAUUUUCUCUUGGUGCCGAUCGCAAGGCCAGAAAGUUCGGGUGUGGUUUCAGAAAGUGAUUUGCCGAACAUGUUUCGUGAAAACCCCAAAAUACUCAUAACUUCCGAACCUCCGAGAAUGCUGAAGGGCUCGAGGAGCAUGGUGGAAACCUUCGCCAUAACCAGGGGUUCAGACAUACUGAUCAUCAAAGGACGAGGGAUGUUACACGGAGCCAGCAUCAUCUGAGAUUGCCGAACACAAAGAGUACAUGAAAUUCAUGAUCGUACCAAAGAGUAAAUAAUAAUGUGCAAACAAAAGGGAACUUUCUUAUAUUUGUGUUUUAUCUAAACAAGAAUGUACAAGCUCUUUCCUCCGGUAGGAAACCACUCUUCGGGAGAGUAUUCUGAUGUUAAUGUGAAAGGUGACCACUUUCAGGAGGUAUGUGCUUUUGGUUUGUAGACCUAGUUACUAGAUAUUUAGGCCUACAGACCUAUCACAAAAAACCAAUUUCAAAGUUCAAUUUUACAAAAUAAACACAGUGAUUCGAACGUUUAUAUCAGGGAAACCAUAAAGUAUUUAGAGAAUCACCAUGUAUAUGCUGCUUAUUGAUGCCAUAUACAUUUCACAAUGAGUGAAAUAUAUCAGGAUGACUUUACUGAAAAAGGAAUAGUAGAACAUAUACUUUUUUAUUGUGAUUUCAUUCAAAGGAAAUAAUUCUAAUCUGAUCAACAUUUUGUACAUAUACCCAUACUAAUAAAAAUUCCAGUCUUUGAAUUUGUAUUAGGAAACUGCCUGUGAUGAAUGGUUUCAUUCAGAAGAAUACAUAUAUGGAAUUUUUUAUUGAAGUAAAAUUAUUAAGAAAAGAGUAAAGAUGAAUGAUUUUGAAAUAUUGAUCAUGCCAAAAUUGAUUAUUGAUACCUAUUUAUCACUACUCCACUUUCGACUCACAAUAUAACACAUUUUAGAGGCAUAAAUAUCUUUCAAUCGAAUCGUAAUUUAUUAUCUGAAAAAUCUGUUAGUUCGUUAUGGAUCAUAUUUUAUUGUAGAUGAAUGUAAUGGAAUUUCACUGAUAUAGGUCAGAAGCUAAUUCAAGGAUAAAUGAUCAGAUUAUUUUGAGUAACUUUCCAUUAUCUUGUAACUCAAUUUUGAAACUGUGUAAAAGUAAAAUAGAAAAUAUAUUGUAGUAGGCUGUGAUGACAGAAUAUGAUGGAUAAAUUUUUUUUAUAACUAA
Molecule: messenger RNA, 2663 nt
Organism: Coccinella septempunctata (seven-spotted ladybird)
Lineage: Eukaryota; Metazoa; Arthropoda; Insecta; Coleoptera; Coccinellidae
Product: trace amine-associated receptor 1-like
Exons: 6
Coding region: 299-1678 (459 amino acids)
Biological process (GO): G protein-coupled receptor signaling pathway
Cellular component (GO): membrane
Molecular function (GO): G protein-coupled receptor activity
Source: RefSeq, a predicted model, not a curated record